AAGGUAACGUCUGUGCGUUCUGAUUGGUCAGUCAUGUAAACAAACCCAGGAAGUGAUUAUUUUUUCAAAAUUGAUAUUUUUUCACUGCAUUUACAGUAUUUUAUUAUACAUUUUGACAAAAUUUGCUACAUUUUAUGUGUAUUGAAAAAAAGUUUUAUCAAACGAAUUUCUCCCGCCAUGUCAAUGAUGUAAACAGGGGGUCAUCUCAUUCACACGAAAAUUACUUAAAUAAAGUAUCACUAUUCAUAUGUUUUUCGUCCGAUAUUUUGGUAGAACUAAGAUAGUUCUUGAAAAACUUGUAAUUAGAUAUACAUGUUUCGAUGUAUGGAAGGCCGUACACGCCAUAAUGUUACAAUGUAAGUCUAUGGGAAAACAAUUGGUGGUCUCUGACCGGAAGGCUUCGAAAUCAAGAUCAAGAUCAAGAAAACGAAAGGAAGGUAAAAUUGGGAAUUACACAAAGUCUGCGGAAGCUGGAAUGAUACAGUUGAAAGUUGUUGACAUGUGUUAAAUAAUCUGAGGGACUGAUUUGCACAUCUAUAAUGGAUUCCACUACAGCACUGGUGCUACUUACACUUAGACUAUACAGUGGUUUUUGCAUGGCUACAGAUGACAUGCAAGGAUAUUUUAAGCCAACAGAUUGUGUGAAGAAGGAGGGAGAUGAUGUACAGUUUGAGUGUAGGUCUCCUGCUGGCUAUACAAGUAUGAACUAUCCCAACAUUGCAUUUUCUGUUGAACAUAACGGAGUUCUGAAAUUUACUAGGAGUGGUCCUGAUAAACAAAAAGGGAACUUCACAAGUAGAGUGUUCAGCAUACCAGAUGUGACUAAGCAGGAUGCAGGGAACUAUACCUGUCAUAUAAUUCUAACAGGAAAUGGUAGAGAUGUUACUGUCAGCACGCAGCUGUUUGUUGUAGAAGCUGAGGAGAAAACCACCUUUGUCAGGAAGGGAGAGGAUUUCAGACUGGAUUGUCUAAGUGCUGGGGAUCAUGGAUUUCUUCCUGUUGUUGACUGGUUUGUCAAUGGAAGUCAAGUGGGUAUGGACCCAGAAAGUGCAAUGUAUACAUCAGAGUCAUCAUUGUAUGUUGCACAUGCAGCUAUAGCUAAUGCAUUCCAAGAUAUCAGGUGUAAAGUGGUAUCUGAAAAGGCGUAUAAAAAUCAUGGAAGUGUUGAGGCUGCAUUUGAUAAUGGAUCUGGCACUGAGUUUCACAAAUCACUUUCAGUGGUGGAUGUAUCAACCUGCAAAGUGGUGCCAUGCCAGCUACCUAUAGAAGCGAGAGUGUAUGGAGGUACAUCAGUAAAUAUAUCAUGGAAGCUGGAUGGCAAACUGCUCAAUUCAUCAACAACUAUGAAUGACAGUGUAUCAAUCUCUACAACAGAUGUACUAAACAGUACAAUUUCUGUAUUGUUGAUUGUAACUGGGGGACAAAAUGUGUGGUCACAGAAUGUAUCAUUAGAUUCCAGUGAGCAUGCCGAACACAUAGAUACAGAGACUGAGGGUCUUGCUUGGUGGAUAAUUGCAGUACUGGUAAUAAUUUUUGUGGCCGCUGUGAUUAUAGUGAUUGUAGUGAUAGUUUGCUGCCGUAAUAGACAAAGGAAUACAGGUACAGCUCGGACAAGAGAGGAAGGUGUGCCUUUAAAUGACCUGCGAAAAGGUGAUGAAGGGGAGAAGCCUGCAGCAGCUGCAUUGGUAGAAGUCUAAUGAUUGUUAGAAAUAGGUUUGCUAUGCAGUACUCGUACACGUGCCAUGAGAUUGUACUAAUGUACCCCUUUAAAAAAGGGAGGUGUGUAUAACUGUCCUUUCCUGUCUUUAUCUGUUCUGUCAAAUCUGGAAUUUCAUUCUAGACAAAAUUGAUCCAGAAAAAUAUAGAUGCUAAUUCAUGAUAAGAGAGGUACCUUGAAGGAUUCAUUAUGCUAAAGGUUGUAGAUGUUCAUCAAAUGUGGUAUGUACCGUCCUUGUAUGGAACAUUUCUUAGAUGUUUCUAUACCAUUUGCCUCAGUACUGCACAUGGACCACCAUCCAUAUAUGGAAUAUUGAAAGCCUUUUGAACAAUUUUUAUGCCCCCGAAGGGAGGCAUAUAGUUUUUGAACCGUCUGUCGGUCUGUCAGUCUGUCCGCAAUUUUCGUGUCCGGUCCAUAUCUUUGUCAUCGAUGGAUGGAUUUUCAAAUAACUUGGCAUGAAUGUGUACCACAGUAAGACGACGUGUCGUGCGCAAGACCCAGGUCCGUAGCUCAAAGGUCAAGGUCACACUUAGACAUUAAAGAAUAGUGCAUUGAUGGGCGUGUCCAGUCCAUAUCUUUGUCAUCAAUGGAUGGAUUUUCAAAUAACUUGGCAUGAAUGUGUACCACAGUAAGACGACGUGUUGCGCGCAAGACCCAGGUCCGUAGCUCAAAGGUCAAGGUCACACUUAGACAUUAAAGGAUAGUGCAUUGAUGGAUGUGUCUGGUCCAUAUCUUUGUCAUCGAUGGAUGGAUAUUCAAAUAACUUGGCAUGAAUGUGAACCACAAUAAGACAACGUGUCGCGCGCAAGACCCAGGUCCGUAGCUCAAAGGUCAAGGUCACACUUAGACUUUAAAGGAUAGUGCAUUGAUGGGCGUGUCCGAUCCAUAUCUUUGUCAUCCAUGGAUGGAUUUUCAAAUAACUUGGCAUGAAUGUGUACCACAGUAAGACGACGUGUUGCGCGCCAGACCCAGGUCCGUAACUCAAAGGUCAAGGUCACACUUAGACGUUAAAGGUCAUUUUUCAUGAUAGUACAUUGAUGGGCGUGUCUGGUCCAUAUCUUUGUCAUUCAUGCAUGGAUUUUAAAAUAACUACGCAUGAAUGUGUGACACAGUAAGACGACGUGUCGCGCGCAUGACCCAGCUCCGUAGGUCAAAGGUCCUAAACUCUAACAUCGGCCAUAACUAUUCAUUCAAAGUGCCGUCGGGGGCAUGUGUCAUCCUAUGGAGACAGCUCUUGUUUUAUCAUGAAGUGCUUUUGAUGAUAUCUACACCUCAAAUAAACUGUAGUUUUCUUGUUUGGACCUUGCUCAAAUUAGAUCAAAGGUUUUUCUCCACUACAGAAAGGUGUUGUCAGUGCAAAAGACAGAAAUUGUCAGUGCAAAAGACAGAAAUUGUCAGUGCAAAGGACAGAAAUUGUCAGUGCAAAGGACAGAAAAUGCCUUUGAAUAGUUUGUUCUCAUCAAACAUGAUAUUGUCUUAGCUUUUUCUGUAGCUUCAUUUGUUGUUCAUUCUGAUGGUUCAUUUAUAGUAAGUGGUUGCCAGGUCUCCAUUAGCAGAGCUCUUCUCUUGAAUCCUUUACUGAAUCGUUUUUAGUUGAGGGAUUUUGGACGAACUUUGCCUUGGUAUUUAUUUAAAGAUACACUGUAAAGCUGCUUAUUGACCUUGAGAACUUUGGGAAGGAAAAAGGGAAAUAUAUGUAUAGCAGUGUGUGUUUCUUCAUUGUUCACUGUACUAGUUACUCUGCUAUCUGUGACAUCAGUGUGUGUAAGCAUAAAUUUUUAUAUAUAUAAAUAAGAUACAUUUUGAUUGUAUUGGUGACUUUGUGUUUAGUUUAUGAUUUAGUAGACUCAGGAUAUUUGUGCAGACCUUAGAUAUUAACAUUCAGAUAAAAUGAAUUUACAUUUCAUAAAUUACUGGACUACGUUUUAUGUUUGUAUGGGUUUGCCGGAGAACUGGUGUAUACAAAUCGUUGCACUAAUGUACUACUGGUUAAGACGUAAUGACGUUGCCACAAUUACACUAACCCAUUAUUAUAAGACAACAAGGCAACAAAUGAUAGAAUUAGUGAAAGGGAUGUUCAGAUAUUUUGUAGGAGAGUGAAUCACAAUUCAGAUAUAUUUUGUUAUAAUAAUUAUUUUCUGUAUUAGAUCAAGAACUUCAAAUGAUUAUAAGCCAAUCAAACUCCUUUCUAUUGUUUACUAAAUGUAUCUGUUACUGUUAUUAUAGAAUUGUGCAAAAAAUCAAACUGUUGAUGAACAAAUUUAGUUAUUUCUGAACAUAUUUAGUUUAAUUUUUAUUUUUUUACAUUUUAUAUGCAAGUAUAAACUGUCCUCAUUGUUGUUAAUUAAGUGAUGUGUGUUGUGUCUGUACUUACAUGGUUAUAUUCUGUUACCUGUGUUUUAUUUAAUUACAUUUUAUCUGGCUGUGAGUUUUAAACAAUUUAACACCUAAUAUUAUUACAGUACUCCUUACAUUCAACACAUGUUUACUGGGCUAAUUUGUCAAAAUUCAAAAUAAAACAAUGAAAAUUAAUUUCUGAUGUCAUCUUAACAUAGAACACAUAUUGAAUGGCUUGCCAGUCAAUAUUCAGAACUAUUUGAACCUUGGACAAUAAUUUUGACUAUUGACAUGGUAUGAAACUAUAGUAUGUGUUACUUAAAACUUUUGUUACAGCAAAACCCCGAAGAUUGUCUAUGCAAGUUAUCUCAAUGAGAGGUGAUGUAUUUUAUAUAGCCCUGUUAAUAAAAAACUUGUGUAAAACUUGUGAAAUAUGUGUCUUUUAUUCACAGUAGCAUUUUAAUUUUACAUCCCCUUUUCAACCUGAAUUAAGUAUAGAAAAAGAAAAGUUCAUCAUGUUUUAAAGGUACAAAGAUUUCAUCCUGUGAUAUAUUCACUUUUUGCAGACUAUGUUCAUUUUCUGUGUUUGAAAGUAACUAUUAGCGUGGUGUGUUAUGUGAAUGAAUUGGCAUUUAAAUGUUUCCAUUUUAUAUUGUUGCAUUUGUUCUGACAGCUGAUCUAUAUGAUCUGACAGAAUAUACAAAGACUGUUCAGUCAAUACUGGGAAAAGUGCUCUUAUAUCAUCAAAAAAAUGAUGAAACUGUUAUACAAUGUAGAUAAAGGAAUUUUUAGUUGAUUAUGUCAAAUCUUUUUAUUAUUUUUUUAGACACAUUACAGUCUAACCUGCCUUAAGCAGCCAGCCAAGGGAAGCAGACAAUUUGGCCGCUAAAGCCAGGUGACCGCUGAUCGGAGGUGCAGCCAAUAUGUGUAUUUUUCAGACUUCUGGCCAGUUUAGCCUUUAGGCCCAUUUUUGGGGGGUUUCCCAUUAUUAUUUUACCAGGAUACAAUGACGUGCAUUUGCCUUCGCAAUACAAAUGGUCUUCUUAGCAAUCUAAAACUUCGGCAUGAUUUUUUUACUACAAAAAUUGUUAUAGACAAUUUUCCAACUUCAAAACAAGUUUGUUUACAAUUUUCGCCAUUUUGGUAAGGGAAGCUACUCUCCGCGCUUAUUGUCUACGCUAAAAUCUACGAUUGCCAUUACGUUCGGUAAAAGAUGGAGUGGUUUAUAUUUUUUUUCAAACACAAUUAAUUUCAUAUAAAUUUAAUAGUAUUUUGAUGACAGAAGUAUAAAAAAUCACAAAUAUAAUGCUACUAGUUAGUUAUCGAGUAUUAUCUUUAACCGAGGUCAAACUGUGAACAACAAAAUUGACACGCUAAUUGCCGAUAAUUACUGGCCAUUUGAUCAUAACAAAAAGGGGAUUACACCUUUGGUUAUCAGUUUUAAUUGAGAAGCUCAUGUCAUUUUGUCGUUCUUGUGGUGAAGUCACGCGAAACUUAGCAAUCACGUGCUUCUCAAAAAUCGGGUAUCUUUGGCGAUUAUUGCCUAAAAAUAAUUGAUUUUGGAAGAAAAAUGGCCGCUGAAAGGGGUCCAAUACGGUGGUCGGGAGGCAAUUUCGGUGGCCGCUGGCCGCGGACGGCAGGUUGCUGCUGAAUAAAGUGAUAAAAUGGAGGAAAAUCCGUUGGGAGCGUCAUAAAAUGGCCGCUGAACGGAGGUGACCGCUGAUCGGAGGUGACCGUUAGUACAGGUUAGACUGUAAUUGUUUUGCUGCAAAAGGUUUAAGGGACAAUGCCGUGAAGAAAGCAACAUUAUAUCAGUUGUAUAGGAGGUUCAGAAAUAUAGUAUCCUGAUGAUUCACGAUUCAGUCAUAAGAAGACAGUAACAUUCAAUCAUGUUUUGAAAAUUAAAGAGCUCUUUGGUAUGGGUCAGAUAAUUAUGUCUCCCCAGGAGACAUAUUGUUUUUGCCCUGUCCGUCCGUCCGUCCGUACGUCUGUACGUCACACUUCAUUUCCGAGCAAUAACUGGAGAACCAUUUGACCUAGAACCUUCAAACUUCAUAGGGUUGUAGGGCUGCUGGAGUAGACGACCCCUAUUGUUUUUGGGGUCACUCCGUCAAAGGUCAAGGUCACAGGGGCCUGAACAUUGAAAACCAUUUCCGAUCAAUAACUAGAGAACCACUUGACCCAGAAUGUUGAAACUUCAUAGGAUGAUUGCUCAUGAAGAGUAGAUGACCCCUAUUGAUUUUGGGGUCACUCCGUCAAAGGUCAAGGUCACAGGGGCCUGAACAUUGAAAACCAUUUCGAUCAAUAACUAGAGAACCACUUGACCCAGAAUGUUGAAACUUCAUAGGAUGAUUGGUCAUGAAGAGUAGAUGACCCCUAUUGAUUUUGGGGUCACUCCGUCAAAGGUCAAGGUCACAGGGGCCUGAACAUUGAAAACCAUUUCCAAUCAAUAACUAGAGAACCACUUGACCCAGAAUGUUGAAAUUUGAUAGGAUGAUUGUUCAUAAAGAGUAGACAACCCCUAUUGUGUUUGGGGUCACUCCGUCAAAGGUCAAGGUCACAGGGGCCUGAACAUUGAAAACCAUUUUUGAUCAAUAACUAGAGAACCACUUGACCCAGAAUGUUGAAACUUCAUAGGAUGAUUAUACAUGCAAUUUAGAUGACCCCUAUCGAUUUUGGGGUCACUCUGUGAAAGGUCAAGGUCACAGGGGCCCGAACAUUGAAAACCAUUUCCGGUCAGUAACUUGAGAACCACUUGACCCAGAAUGAUGAAACUUCGUAGGAUGAUUGAUCAUGCAGAGUAGAUGAACCCUAAUGAUUUAAGGGUCACUCUGUUAAAGGUCAAGGCCACAGGGGCCUGAACAUUGAAAACCAUUUCCAAUCAAUAACUUGAGAACCUCUCGACCCAGAAUGUUGAAACUUCAUAGGAUGAUUGUUCAUGCAGAGUAAAUGGCCCUUAUUGUUUUUGGGGUCACUCCGUUAAAGGUCAAGGUCACAGGGGCCUGAACAUUGAUAACCAGUUCCGAUCACUAACUUGAGAACCACUUGACGAUCCAGAAUGUUGAAACUUCAUAGGAUGAUUGAGCAUGCAGAGUAGAUGACCCCUAACGAUUUUGGGGUCAGUCUAAUAAAGGUCAAGGUCACAGUGGCCUGUUCAUGUGAAAUCAUUUUUUGGAAAUAACUUGAGAACCACUUGACCUACAAUGUUGAAACUUAAUAGGAUGAUUGGACAUGCAGAGUAGAUGACCCCUAUUUAUUUUGAGGUCACUUGAUCAAAGGUCAAGGUCACAGGUGCCUGAACAGUGACUUGAGAACCACUAGGCCACUAGUGUUGAAAUUUAGCGGGAUGACUGGACAUGCCAAGUAGAUGAUCCCUAUUGCAGCCAACCAUCAGUGUCUCUUUGACUUUUGCUCCUGACCCCUAUUGACUUCGUGCCUAUAGGACUUUGCAUUGGGGGAGACAUGCGCUUUUUUACAAAAGCAUUUUCUAGUUACAGAACAUUUUGGAUGUUUUCGUAAGAAGUGUAAAAAUGCAAUAGAUGUUGAGAAACAUUGAACCUCUGUUAUGUCACAAGUUGUAUUGAUUAAUUUCAUUUCAUAUGACAGGGUCAUAAUGUAGGGCAUUGCCUUAGAAAUGAUAGAUAAGUAAAUGUACAUGUUCUGAUAUCUGUAAUUUUUUAAGUAUUUGCAUUCAGAAUGUUCUUUAAUAUUUAUGAUGUUUGUAAAAUUUGACCAGAAAUAUAUAUAUACAGGUAUUGGAGCACUUUUCCUUGUAAUCUUGGAACAUCCUCUGAUACUAUACUUGUACGUGUAACAUUUUUCACCAGUCAUGUAGUAUUUGAUUCACCUUGUCUGUAACAAGGUUUCCUUCUUGUUUAUUUUUUCGAUACUUGAUGAAACUACUUGUAUCAUUAAUCCUUCCAAAGGACUUGUCAGUUAGGAAGUAGGAGGAAUAUGGUCAGUUUUCACACUGUAUUGAAUGGUUUUGAAUUUAUCUUUCAAGGUCCAUAUUUUUCUAUUUUGUUGAUAUCAGCCAUUUACAACAGACAUAAGAGGAAAGUUUCCGCAACAAAAAUGUCCCGGUUAUGUAAGUAGUGAGUGAGUGAAAAUGUGAAUCCUCCUGACAAACAGCUUCUGUCUCAAGUUUUGUUUAGCAUUGUUUAUUCCUUUUAUAAUAACCUUUUACAUAGUUUGGAAAAUGUUUAUUCUUUGCAGAAAAUAAGAAAUGUACUACUGUGAAAUAUUUCAUACACUUGAGUGUUUUUACAUUAUUGACAGCUACAGUAUCAUAUCCUGAUCACACUGGGUUACACCACAAAAAAUCCAUAUUUACUUCCAUACAAUAUACUUAGAAGUUUUCAUAAUUGUGACAAGACUUGCUGAGAAAAAAUAUGUAAUUUUGUUUUUUUAAUUACAGUCUUAUUGAAUCGCAUCUUUGCAUCAUUUUCGUUUAAUGAAUGUUUCCACCGAAAAGUUUGUGUAAAAAUUCUCUAUGUCAUACCAUGUAAUCAUCUAAGUAACUAUUCUUGUAGUAAAAAUUUUGGGAAGAAAUCAGAUUUUAUGCUCAUGACAUUAAAUGAUCUCUCAGGUUAUCAUUUUCUUUGAAAUUCAUGUGGAAUAAAUUUAGACUACUUUCAUAAAAAUUGAAAUGACUAAUAAAUGUUGAUGAUGUGUGAAAAUUGCCACCUCAGCUUUGAGAGAAGUUGGAUAAUAAUCUUUGGUGGCAGUUCAAUGUUUUGAUAAACAGUCUUCCUUAGAAAUGAGAUUUGAGAUUAUUUGCUAACACGACUGAGGGACGUAGUACUUAAUCUAAAUAAAUAGUCUUUCUUGGGACUAGUUAUAUGUGGUUCUGGAGUAACUUGCGGUACUGUUUGACUCUAUAUAACCUGUACUGUGUAGGUUCACCAAAGUUGUAGUUAUGUAAUCCUUUUGUCAGGUAACCUGUAUGCUGUUUUAGUUGAUUUGUCUGGGUACCUGUAUGCUGUUUUAGUUGAUCUGUCUGGGUACCUGUAUACUGUUUUAGUUGAUCUGUAUUUUUGAAGGGGCCUAUUCCCUGCUAUUUAUUUUUGUUACAUUUAAAAGAACUUUUUUAUUUAUAGAAAUGUAAACCAUAUUUUUAUCAUGCUUUUAGUUAAAUUGUAGUGGUUAUGCUCUAUUUACAACUGCUUGUCAGUACAAGUUGUGCCAUAUUUCCACAUAUCUGCAAUAUACAUGUGUUUUAAAGUCUAAGUGUCACAGGUUAUGAUGUGAGAAGAGAUUCUUUAAAUUUUGAACUAUAAUAAUUGUUUUUAAAGUGAUAAAAUGAUAAUUAUCACAUGUUUGACAUCACAGGAGUGAAAUAAAGUAAUUACAUAAUUUUGUUAUUACAUUAGCGUAAUAAAGCUCCGAAGUUUACUUCGUUAUUUAUUUUGUUACAAAUUUGUUAUGAAGUAUACUCUUGCAAUGCAGUAAAAGUGCAUGUUCAGUUAUAUUAUUGAAAAAAAAAAAUUCAUCAUUUUGUAAGCUUAUUUAAAAUAUUUUAACCACACAGGUUUAAGCUUUAAUGCAGUUAUAAGUACUUUUUGUGCCUCACAGAUUUUUUCAUGGGGAUGGGGUGAGGGGCACCAGGGAGAUGGGGUGAGGGGCACUUAUAUUUGCUCUUGUUACCGUACGUCUGUCUGUCAGUCUAUCAUUCUGUCCAAAUCAUGUCAUGUUUAUCUCAAAAAGUAUUUAGCCUAGAGUCAUCUAACCUGACAGGAUUGUUAUUCAGCAUGUAAAGUUGUGCAUCUGGUGUUUUAUUUGGAAUUUCACGAAGCAACGCCAGAGCUACUUCCAUUGACCAAGUCAAAAAUAUGCAUACAUUGACAGGGAGUGGAGGCACCAGUGUCCUAUGGACAUGCAUCUUGUUGUCUCAGAUAUAUUUUGUCAUAUUGUUCACUUGUUAUGUCAUGAUUUCAUGUUUUAGAAUUUAUUGUCAAAGUCUAUAGAUAUGAUAAGCGUAUUUGUUAUAGUCAUUUUAAUUUGUUAUUUAAAUAAUGCAUUGUAAUGUUUAUGAUUAUUUCAAAGUGCUUCUUGUUUUCACUUAGUGAAAGAUACUUCAUACAAUCAAACAGUAAAGCUUUAAAAGCAUGUUUUACUCUAAUUUAGCAAUAUGUAGUGUUGUUGUUGUUGUUAUUUACUGUAUGCUGAAGGAAAAUUUUGCUCUUGAGUCAUUUUAUUAGCUCAUCUGAUUUUUUGAAAAAAAAUGAUGAGUUAUUGUCAUCACUUGAGCGGUUGUCAGCGUUGGCGUUGCCUGGUUAAGUUUUGUUUAGGUCAGCUUUUCUCCUAAACUAGCAAAGCUAUUGCUUUGAAACUUGGAAUACUUGUUCACCAUCAUAAGCUGACCCUGUAUAGCAAGAAACAUAAGUCCAUCUUGCUUUUUGCAAGAAUUAUGACCCCUUUUGUACUUAGAAAAUAUCAGAUUUCUUGGUUAAGUUUUAUGUUUAGGUCAACUUUUCUCCUAAACUAUCAAAGCUAUUGCUUUGAAACUUGGAAAACUUGUUCACCAUCAUAAGCAGACCCUAUGAUAACUCCAUCUUGCUUUUUGCAAGAAUUAUUGCCCUUUUUGGACUUAGAAAAUCAGUUUUCUUAGUUAAGUUUUAUGUUUAGGUCAGCUUUUAUCCUAAACUAUCAAAGCUAUUGCUUUAAAACUUGCAACACUUGUUCACCAUCAUAAGCUGACCCUGUAUAGCAAGAAACAUAACUCCAUCCUGCUUUUUGCAAGAUUUAUGGCCCCUUUUGGACUUAGAAAAUAUCAGAUUUCUUGGUUAAGUUUUAUGUUUAGGUCAACUUUUUCUCUUAAACUGUCAAAGCUAUUGCUUUGAAACUUGCAACACUUGUUCACCAUCAUAAGCUGACCCUGUACAGCAAGCAACAUAACUCCAUCCUGCUUUUUGCAGUAAUUAUUGCCCCUUUGGACUUAGAAAAUAUCAGAUUUCUUCGUUAAAUUUUAUGUUUAGGUCAACUUUUUCUCUUAAAUUAUCAAAGCUAUUGCUUUGAAACUUGCAACACUUGUUCACCAUCAUAAGCUGACCCUGUACAGCAAGCAACAUAACUCCAUCCUGCUUUUUGCAAUAAUUAUUGCCCCUUUUUGGCUUAGAAAAUCAUUUUCUUGGUUGAGUAUUAUGUUUAAGUCAACUUUUCUCAUAAACUAUCAAAGCUAUUGCUUUAAAACUUGCAACAGUUUUUCACCAUCAUAAGUGGACACUGUACAUCAAGAAACAUAACUCUAUCCUGCUUUUUGCAAGAAUGAUGACCCUUUUUAGACUUAGAAAAUCAUGGGUAGGACAAUAUUUCUAUUAUACAAAAAAAAAUCAGAUGAGCGUCAGCACCCGCAAGGCGGUGCUCUUGUUUUAUUAAAUAUUAUGAAGUUAUUAUAUUAUCAAUUUUAUUUUAUAUUCUAGGUUAAAAAUUCAAGGUGAAGUGAUUGACUUAGGGCUACUUUAGCCAUUUUGUCUUAUUGUAUGUUCAGCAUUUACCUAGGAAUUUUGGUCAUUAAAUAAAAUUAAUAUAAUCUAUUGGUUGUCAUAACUACAAAGCAUAGGUUCAUUACAGAAAGUUUUAAAAAAGCAUUGAUAGUGAUUGAUACUAAUUGUAAUUUUGUAUUAGCUUCUUAAGAACGUGACUGCUGCUAACUGGUGUGUGCUUUACCACUUGAAUGCUUUGUUUCAAAUUUUUUUCAGGGUACUUUUGUGUAAAAUCUAGUGAUCUCUGUAACUUUAAAAGAUGUAUAUAUAUUAAAUUGCAUCCUUCUACAUUCCUAGUCAGUGGCCUCUGUCUUUCUGUGGCCUAGCCUUAAAAGGCUGUAGUUUUCAUUUUCACUGUGUCUACCAAUUUCAACAGCAUUGAAAUAUACACAUUCUCAGUGUUCACUGUAACAGUUAUAAAGUUUCAUUGCCAGUCUCAGAAAACUGUUAUGACUCACUAAAGUUAUAGCUGAUAAACCAGAAGUCAUGGUGUAAUAUUAUUUUCAGGAAAACAUAAAAUUAAACUUUGAUCUGGUAUGAUAAAACAUAACUUGGCAGUUUGCAUUUGAAUUCAUAAAUUGGCAAAGUUGGUGUCUUUCUAGAGUUUGAAAGCAAUUCUAACGCAACCAGCUAAUAAACUACAUACAUGUAGAGCAAAAUCUAUCUCGGGUUAUUCUGCAAUAAACAGACCUUGAACUAUGUUGCGCCAGGGUGUUUUGGCUAAAUGCUGUGGCAUAGCACGCAGUUGUGAUUUACGUUUCAAGAAAAUACUCCUCUGAUUCACGUCUAACGUUAUUUGAAGUAAGUCGUGUUAGAAUUAAAAUAAUAAGUAUCUAAAUUAAGUUUAUAGUAGAAUAAUUCUCAUGCUUAUAAAUAUAUCACGAAGUGGGAGCCCAAGUUAAAAACUAGGGCUCUAGGUCAAUCAUAGAAAAACCUUGUCAACACUAAAGAGGCCACAUUUUCUGCUUGAUCUUCAUAAGACUUUGUCAAAAUGUUUGUCUCUGGGAAAACUAGGUUACCGUAGUUAUAAAACUGAAUAAUCUAGAUAAAAAACUAGAUUACUAGAAAUUUUGGUAUUUAGUUCGCCCUUGGGCUAGUUUUUCCUAUAUGACCAUAUGAAAAACUUUGAAAAAUCUUCUUCUCUGAAAUUGUUUGUCGGAUUUUGCAAUAUUUUCACAGCAAUGUUACUAUAGUGACCCUCUGUAAGUUUUCUCAAGUUAUUAUAAAUUUUAUGAAAACAUGACUUGCAAGCACUUAGUUUUCUAUAGAUGGCUAUGAUAUAGAUGACUAUAAUAUGAAAAUUUCAUUAAAAAAAAUACUCAGAAACUGCUUGCCUUAUUUUAAAAUAAUUUUACAGACAUGUUAUUCGAGUGACCUGAUGUACCAGCUGUGAAACAGCAAUUCAGGGCAAUCAUGGCCCUCUUGCUUUCCAAUUGGAUACUGGUAUAUGUUUGGAAUUAUUUACAUAAAAUUUGACAUUUGCCUCAUAUAAUAAAAGGAAUGAUUAAAUAAUAGAAAUUUAUGACAUUUAAAAUUUCUAAUUCUUAGUUUUCACCACUUUAUAGUACAGUUUUAUAAGGAUGAAUUUUGAAUUAUUUGUGUGAUUAGGCCUAAAAAAUUGUUUGCUUCUGGUAAUAUGCCCCCAAAAAAUAUGGUAGGUAGGUAAGAAAAUAUUUUUUUUUUGAUUUCUUUUUACAGUGAAGAAAGGGCAACACAAAGCAAAAAGUAUAAAAAUUGCAAAAAUAUUGAUUUUUUUCCCCCAAUGCCAUGAAAACAUUUAUGGUUGCGACAGAUUUUUAGGGUAGGUCGGGAUACUGGAAAUAAACAAUUUUUUGGGGGACCUUAUCUGUUUGCAGUUGGUAUGUUUUUAGAUAGAUAGACCAACCCGAUGCAUUAUCAAUUCAUUGUGAUACUGACAUGUGAUGUUUAAAUGUAUCUUGUCAUGGUAAAAUGGACCUUUUUUGUACCUUUUUGUAGUUUGGUAACAAGUAUUUUUAUGUUAUUUGGCAUCAGUGACUUCAAAUUUCUUGCAAUAAGUAAGUGAUUUCAAAUAGAGCACUUGAUAUUUUUUACUUUGCUCAGUUUAAAAUUUAGAAAGGUUCAGCCAAAUGGUACGUUUUAGGAUGACAAUUUACAUUUUAUAAAAUUUGUUGUGAUAGAUUUUUGGACCUUCAGGGUAACAGUCUUGUCUAUUGCAUUGUAAAUACUUCAGGUAAAAGUUAACUCAGUAUGACAAGAAGUUCAAGGAAAGGAUCACCAUCAAACUAAUAAACAGUCUCUCAGUUUAAUCAAUUUUCAUCAUAGUCCAUAAAUUUCUCAGUUUGUUCUUUAGCAAAUUGUUCUAUCAAUGUUUUGACAUUUCUUAUUGUUACAUUACUCAGUACACAACUCUCUGGCCCAUAGUUUGUGCUAUUUGACUAGUCUGCACUCAACACAUAUAUUUACUGGACUAAAAGGUCUAAACAAUUUAAAAGAAAAGUGUGAAAAUUAAUUUCUUAUGUCAUGUUACAAAACACUAAAGUCUUACUGAAUAACUUGCCAGUCAAUAUGCAAAACUAUUGAUCAGAACUGUGGGCAAUAGUUCUGACUAUUGACAAGCAAGUGUUUCAGAAGGUGUGUACUGUGUAAUGGUUUUAUUAGGUACCUAUACACUGAUCUCUGAAUGAAUAACUGAAACCAUUGUAAUCUGUGUGAGUAUCUGAAUAGGAUAAUUGACUUUCCUGAUCUAGCCAAUCUUACCUUGAUAGAUAGAUUGACAAAUUCACAUUUUAAUGAAUAACAAAAUUAGUUUGUAGGGAUAAGUUUAACUUCAAACAUAUUGUUUCAUUCAUUGAAAUUGUUCAUAAAGAUGAAUAGAGAAAAGAGUCAUUAGUUUUCAGCAUUCCAAACGCAAAUACAGAUUCUCAUACUCGGAUUCAGCAAGACUUAUAGGCAAGAGAGAUGAAAGGAAGCACCUUAUUUUAACUUGAAAAGAGGAGAUUGUUACCCUGUAGAUUGUCCAUGUUAAGUGUUGUGAGAGUUCUUUUGUAGGUACUUAGUAUUUAGAACCUUUUUGUGUACUUGUAUACAUUUUUUUCUAAGCUAUAUAAUUAAUUAUUAAAUAAAGAAUAAAAAAUUGAA
Messenger RNA from Mercenaria mercenaria, 14658 nucleotides. RefSeq names its product titin-like. The record is from RefSeq and is a predicted model, not a curated record. Gene Ontology annotation, molecular function: cell-cell adhesion mediator activity. The transcript is spliced from 8 exons. Gene Ontology annotation, biological process: dendrite self-avoidance; axon guidance; homophilic cell-cell adhesion. The coding region runs from base 540 to 1697 and encodes 385 amino acids. Lineage: Eukaryota; Metazoa; Mollusca; Bivalvia; Venerida; Veneridae. Gene Ontology annotation, cellular component: axon; plasma membrane.